Astrephomene gubernaculifera is the source of this 2880-nucleotide messenger RNA. Lineage: Eukaryota; Viridiplantae; Chlorophyta; Chlorophyceae; Chlamydomonadales; Astrephomenaceae. The record is from the annotation of a GenBank genome assembly.
AGGUCACUUGCGGCCCCACCUACUUUGCGCAUGCAUCCGCCUGUCGCCAUGGUGCUUAAUUUCCAGUUUUCUGCAAAAGCCUAUGGCACGACGGAACAGACUCCAAACCAAUUGCAUUGUUGAUAUUCCUUACAAUUAAUUAUUUCCAUUGGUGCUAUUAGGCGUCGUUGCUAGCAGGGGAGGCAUUCAAACGCAUACGCCGCGCCGUUUGACGCUCAUUAAGUGUUGUCGAGGUUGCUUCUGUCUAGAAUAGAAAGUCAGCUACAUUUAUCCGGGGCAGAUCUGAAGAGCUUCGAGCAGCAGCGCAGCGUUGGCUAGCAGCGCAUGUCGAGCCCUCGGGGCCGUGGCCGAGGCGGCAGGUCGCUCUGGCCAUGGCCCCUUCGUAUUCACAGCGUGCGUAAGCUGCUGCUCCUCCUUUCCGCGGUCAUCUUCCUCGCCGUACAAGUACACUUCUACAACCACACCACUCGGAGAUUUAAGGACUGCAGUGUCCCAUGGGUCACUGAGGAAACAGCGGUAGCAGCUGCAGCAGCAGCGGACGGCGUCAGCAGUAGCAGCAGCAACCUUAGGGGUCUACGCGGGGACGCUGGCGGCAGUAGCGGCGGCCACCAUGCCAUCAAAGCUGCCAGAGUCUCUAAGGAAGGGGCAGCUAGCAGCAGCAGCCCUGGCGGGGGGCGAAGGAGCAGAAUCAAGCCGCUCAGGAUUGCGUUGGUGUCCAUGUCCACGGGUCGCGCCCACGACGCGGCGGCGGUACGGCAGCAGGCGGCGGUCAACGCUCGGUCAGCGGAGUUCUCGGGGCUGCUGGACGUGACCGGGCCCAACAAGGCUGAGUACGCCCUGCGUCACGGAUACACCUAUGUGGACGCAAGCGAACUGCUGGACGCCUCCCGCCCCGCCUCCUGGAGCAAGAUCCCUGCCGUACUUUCCGUACUAGAUUCGUACGACUGGGUUUUCUGGCUGGACGCGGACACGCUCAUCACCAACAUGUCGCUUCCGCUGGAGACGCUGCUGCCCGCGGUUGGGCGGGGGAGGCGCGACAGGGGCGGCAGCGGCGGCAGCAGCAGCAGCUUGGGUAGGAGGGAGCGUCAAGACGACAGUAGUGAUGGUGGUGGUGGCAGCAAUGGACGAGGUGGAGGUGGUGGUGGUGAUGUUGAUGUCAGUCAUGUAGCAGAAGGAGGAGCAGAAGCAGCAGCAGGAGGGGAUGAGGGCCAUCAUGGGUUGGUGGGGCCGAGAGCCUCGCCCGACCUGAUCCUUACAAUGGACUCGACAGGCGUCAAUGCGGGAGUGUGGAUCAUGCGCGGUUCGGGUUGCGGUUGGUGCCGUACAUUCCUGCAGCACUGGUGGUCUUUGGAUUCGUUUGUACGACACGGUCCUCAUGACACCAAGUCGGGCGAUAACGACGCGUUGAAGCACCUGAUUGCGACCAUGGAACGUUCCGAACGCGCCAUGCACGUGGGUCUAGCCCCCCAGUGCUCCUUCAACUCCUACCUCUGGCGGCCCAGUCUGCGCAACUGGCUACGGUACCUGGCCAACCCGCGACACAUCCUCACGGGUUUGUGGCAGCCGGGAGAUUUCGUACUGCACCCCGCUGGCGUACAAAACAAGAUGGCGGUGCUGCAGCGCUUCCUCCGGCAACAUGCAGGGAGAGCAGGAGGAGGAGGAGGAGGAGCAGGGGCAGGAGGAGGAGGGGCGGCAACAGUGGAUGGGGCGAAAGGCACAUCCUGGCAGUCCUCCUCCUCCACAGCAACUGCAGCAGCUACGACGCCGUCUGUUGGUUCGUCCGAAGGCGAGGGGUUGCAAGGAGAGGGGACGCAAGGAGAGGGGACGCAAGAGGAGGGGGGAGGAGAGGGGUUGCGAGGUGAUGGACGGGAACUGCUUCGAUCGCUGCCCCUGCCGCCGCCGCUUGCAGCAGGGGCGUCGGCUCUGCCGCCUUCGCCUCCUGCCCUGCCGCCGCCUCGUGCGUCUCGCCAUAGGGAAGGAGGGAGUACGGCAGGGGGUACGGCAGGUCAGGAGGUAGCAGCCGUGCUUAGGGAGGUUUGGGGUCGGAGAGGAGGAGGAGGAGGGAGUAGCAGGGCGGGGAGAGGGAUACUUGAGAGUGGCGGGGGUGGAGGUGGAGGCGAGGGGGAGGGCGAGGAGGAGCGAUGAUGAUAGGGUGGUGGUUGUACGGAUGAUGAUGACUGUACGACUGUUAUGAUAAGGUAUCGUAGCUGUUGUGUGAUGCUGGUGGUGGUAGUGGAGGUGGUGGAGGUGGUGAUGAUACCGUAGUGGCCAAGCCGCAACGUGAUUUGCAAUGCAGCCGGCAACCUGGGGUUGCUGUGGGGUUAGGGUUGGGAGAGGUUCAGAGGAGGGGAUGCAGCUUCCUUGUGUGCCGUAGUUACUGCUCUGGGGCUUGGAGCUCGGGGCUUCCACAUUCCCAAACACAUCUUCAAUCCGUUCAGCAGCAGGCUCAGCAGGGCUCACUGACGCACCCAAGGAUGGAUGCGGCUGCAUUGCUGCACCACCUCAACCGUCACAAUCCUGUCUGUCUUGUGCUCACAGAGACAAUCCCCACACACGUCGGCUUCACACAAAACACAUCCCCACCUCGCCCGUUCGGGUCACAGCUUUGGGACCCUUCUUGCCGCUGCUGCCUAGACCCUCCUCCAUCUAAAACGAGAAUGCGGUUAAACCACCUUCCAGUGGUGACUCUCCUGCCGUACCCUCACAAUACCACCCAGGACAGCUCCGUCCGGCAAUCCAUCACGUGUUCAUCCAUGCACUCCCCCUUUCCUUCCCCUUGCCUUAUUGGGGCUACAGGCCCCUCAUGGCUUGUACGGACACACUGUACACGCGUACAGACUGUAACUGAGAUCCUUGUAGCCGGCAUCAUCCAAACCCAAC